Larimichthys crocea (large yellow croaker) is the source of this 4266-nucleotide messenger RNA. RefSeq names its product tripartite motif containing 101 (gene trim101). The transcript has 12 exons. The coding region runs from base 638 to 3334 and encodes 898 amino acids. NCBI's taxonomy places the organism in Eukaryota, Metazoa, Chordata, Actinopteri, Sciaenidae. Gene Ontology annotation, cellular component: cytoplasm. Gene Ontology annotation, biological process: regulation of microtubule cytoskeleton organization. Gene Ontology annotation, molecular function: zinc ion binding. The record is from RefSeq and is a predicted model, not a curated record.
GUCUGUGUGUGUCUGUGUGUGUGUGAGAGAGAGAGAGGAGGACGAGAACUGAAAGGUGAAAAGGUGGAGAGACGCCGUCCAGGCGGAUUCAGUGUCGGUGUUCGGUGUCACAGGAUCUGAAGAGGAGUGGGAGACCAGAGACCGGCUCCUGCUUCGUUUCUCUUCUCGGACCUGAAACUUCUUUUUCCUCUUGAAGUCUGUGUGUGGCGUCUCGAUCUGAAGCUCUGAUUCUGUUUUCAGUGUCGACAUCUGGGAUUUUAUUCUGACGGAUGCUCAAAGAGACCCUGAAGACAAACAUAAAGCUGACAGCUAAUGUUCUCACUGAGGGAGUUUCCAGAGACAGACAGAGGUCUGUGCACUCAGCAGCUUCAUGCACAACUUCAACCACUGACUUUUAAAGCAAGCCUACCGGGUCCUGGAUCAUCUGUGUGUGUGAAACCUGCACAAAAAACAAACAACAGAAACAUUGUACUGCAAUAAUAAGUGAACAUUUUAAAAUUAAGACCUGCAGGAUUCUUGCAGAGUUGCAGGAUCUCAGCUCUGCUGUGAUUUCUGUGAAGUGUGUGGAUCGACUGUAGAGACAGAAAGAAACUUCAGACACAGUGAGGAGGAACGCUAACUGCCCCCUCAGUUUUAAAUGACAGAGAGAAACUACCUGAUACGAGACCCAACACUCGGCGACCAUCAGCAGAUGGAGAGGAAGGAGGUGAAGUUCGGCGGAGCGGCCGUGUCGCUGUCGGCCGACCUGAGUUGCCUGCAGGGCGGCGGGGGAGCAGAGCUGGCAACCCUGGAGAAACAGCUGAUCUGUCCGAUCUGUCUGGAGCUCUUCAACAAGCCGGUGGUCAUCCUGCCCUGCCAACACAACCUGUGCAGGAAGUGUGCCAACGAGCUCUACCAGCCCUCCUUGUUCCAGGCUCGCACCACCAUGAUGGUGAACAGCGGCCGUUUUCGCUGCCCGUCCUGCAGACAUGAAGUGGUGCUGGACCGCCACGGCGUCUACGGCCUGCAACGAAACCUGCUGGUGGAGAACAUCAUCGACGUCUACAAACAGGAAGUCAGCAACAACAACAACGCCACCAGCUCCGUCCCUCCUCCACCUCCCGCUCAGGUCACAUGUUCAGACCACGAGGGCGAGAAGGUGAACAUCUACUGUCUCACCUGUCAGGUUCCUACAUGUUCUCUCUGCAAGGUGUUCGGGGCUCAUCAGUCCUGUGAGGUGGCUCCUCUGACAGACAUCUACCAGCAGCACAAGGAUGAGCUGAGUGAAGAAAUCAGUUCUCUGGUGUCGGUGAAUACCAAAGUCCAGGCUUUGAUCGAUGAGCUGGAGGAGAGCUGCAGGAACAUCGAGGAGAACAGUGAGACCCAGAAGCAGAAUGUGUGUGACAGGUUCAAUCGAGUGUUUUCCAUCCUGGAGGAGAGACGAAAGGCGAUGACGCAGCGAAUCAGCUCCGAGCAGGAAGAGAAGACGGGUCACGCCCAGGCGCUGGUGCGUUGCUAUGGAGACAGCGUCCAGGCCAACACCAAACUGGUGGAGAGAGCGACGAGCAGCAUGGAGGAGCCCGACAUGGCGGCUUUUGUUCAGAAUUCAAGGGAGCUGAUCACAAAAGUGAUAGCAGCGACCGGCUCCUGUCCAUCUGAGACUCUGAAACCAGGUUAUGAGAGUUUGAGCCACUACAGAUAUAACUUCAGCAGACAGGAGAGAGCUCUGAAGAGCGUAGACUUCCUCAGCGUUGUGGAAGACGUUCCUGAAGAACCAGAAGUGGAAGAAGAGCCAGAAGAACCCAAUGAGCUGCCUGUCCAGAUCAUAGAAGCAAAACACCAUCAGGAAACCUCCACCCAGAACCUGGAAUCUGUUAUAGAACCAGUCAAAGAGCCAAUCCCAGCACCGAUACCCCCACCAGUAACACCAGUACAAACAUCUGCACCGACACCAGCUCCAGUAACACCAGUACAAACAUCUGCACCGACACCAGCUCCAGUUCCACCAGCUCCAGGUCUGGUGAUGGACUCUGAGGGGCCUGCAGUGGCAGUUCUGCAGCCAGAGACUGACAACAACCUGGACUUAAAUGAUGGAGGAUCGGGUCAGAUAAAUAAGAAGGAGGAGGAGAAGAAAGAGGAGGAUGGCUGUGCAGCUCCAGCUCCCAUUAAAGAGGAAAACAUCUGUGAACAUGAGGAGGGAAUGAGCACGAUACAGUCUGAGGGGGGGGAGGCAGAAAGUGAUGCAGGUGACUGGACGACACAGACAGAGGAGAAACACGAUGCUCGGGAUGAAGAAAUGCAGAUGAAGGAGGAAAAUGAUGCCACGUUUUACCCCAGCUGGUACAAACCCAACAGCUGGCGCAGGGUUAGCCCCGUCCCUGCAGAGAUCCUGCCAACGGUUCAUGAUACAGAUCAGAUGAUGUGUUCACCACAACCAGCUGGGGAUCCCCUUCCAGAGGCCGAGACCCAAAUACAACCACAGUCUCUGUGGAGUCUGGCUUCCCAACCUCCCCCUGGAACACAACAGCUACCACUUUCCACUGAGCUUCAUGCUCAAACGUCAGAAAACCAACCCCGGCCUUCAUCUCUUCUUCAUGAACCCCACAAGGUACCUGCAGAGCCGGGCAGUCCCCAAGUAAGACUGACAAGGCAGGAGACAGCAGGAGAAGCUGGUAUCAUGGAGGAGGAAAAUGAGGAUGAGGAGGACAUGCAGGGCUGGGUGUGCGUACCAGGGACUGUGGAUAAAGGUUUCAGUCUAGCAGAGGGUAGUUUUGAUCUUGGAGAAGAUAGUUUGAACAGCAUUUCUGAUAAGUAUGACAGUCCAUCAUCCUUACCACCAGAGGAGACUCGCUCUGGGCUUGAGAAAGAUAACUCAGAGAUGGAUAAAGCCAACUUUGAGCUCAGGCAUGGAAGGGCAGAUGAUUCAGAAGUCAGAAAGCAACAUGAUGAUAUUUUAGAUUUCGAAGCUGAGAUGAUGAAUGAAAGGCUGAGAAAGGAGAAGGAUGCUGUUUCUCUGAGUGAGAACAGCUCUGAACCUAAAAAUGGCACCCUGGAUGAAGAAGAUCAUGGAGUGGGGAGCACAGAUAGCUUCAUACAGACAGGUGGAGGCCCAGAGUUUGAGGCUGGUAGUAAAGAGGAGGAUGGAGAGAACAGAGAACAGCAUGAAGACUUUAACAGUGCUGCAGAAACUGAAGAGAAAAUAACCUCCUCUGAUUCUCUCCAGAUGGAGACUGAGACCGGGAGUCCUGCUCAGACCAGUCCUCCCUCCUCAUGUUCCUCUUUCACCCCCAGCGAGGCUCCUCGUCGACCCAGUUUCUGCUUCUCCUGGCUGAACCCGCUCCACAAGAAGAAGUAGAAGAGAGAGAGAGAGAGAGUGAUUGGAGAGGACGCUGGAGAUGAAAGAUGCGUCUCAUCAGCUCAGCCCUGACCUGAGACUGAAAACAUACUCAGGCUCCAGAGUUACAAACAUUUAAUCAACUAUCUCUGUUUUAUUUAACAGGCAGAGAUCUGCUCUGGAUCUGAAACACACAGACUCUUAUUUUGAAAAACCUACUGAGAUUUUUCUUUUGUUUUUAUGGAAGCUGCUGCCCUUCACAUCGGAGGUCUGCACGACUUUCAGGUUUAUGUUUGUAAGUAGUAAUACUGCAGUGAUUUGGAAUAGUUGUGGUACAACUAAUGAUAGCAGUUGUUGUAACAGGGAAAGUAUGACCUUUGGCACUGUUGUAGCAAGGCAGGGGCAGCUGCAACAGCAGAUCUGGCAUUUUAGUGUUUUAUUUGAGAAAAUCUGAUAAUUCUGACAAUAUUUAAUCUGUGAAACAUUUACCAUCAAAUGUAGUUAAAAGUUUGAACUCAUGCUGUUAGGUAAUGUUACUUAUUUCAAUUUUAAAAUGUGGUUUUAACAGCCUUUAGGCAGCCUGGAUAUGAGCUGCUGUAGCUUGAACAAGUUGUUAAUCAGCAGUUUAGUCGUAACAGCAGAUGCAGUAAAUGAUGAAGUAGAGUAGAAGUAACUGUGUUUUUCCUAUUAGAGUAUUUUCACAUUGUACUGGAGGACCAGACGACCAGUCUGACACAUUUUGAGCUGCUGAUUGUGGACGUCACAUGUGGUUCUGUGUGGUUUGGAUUCAUCAUUUUUUGAAAGUCAGCAGGUUUUUAUGAGUGUGUGUGAGUGUGUGUGAGCACUUUGAGUGAUGACAGGUGAGUUUUGUUUGAUGUCUACAUGAAAUAAAUCAGAUUUGACUCACCUGAAGUGUGUUUGUGUGUUUGGAGGUGUGUGUUUGUGUGUUUAGA